This is a messenger RNA of Olea europaea var. sylvestris, 1214 nucleotides long. RefSeq lists its product as uncharacterized. The record is from RefSeq and is a predicted model, not a curated record. The transcript has 4 exons. NCBI's taxonomy places the organism in Eukaryota, Viridiplantae, Streptophyta, Magnoliopsida, Lamiales, Oleaceae. The coding region runs from base 142 to 789 and encodes 215 amino acids.
GUAUAGUACGAGAGAGAGGUUAUUUGACCCAAUUUCCAUUUUACUAUUUCUCUGAUUUUUUUCGACAAGACUGUUACCAAGCUGUUAUUCGAAACAUUCCCGUGAUUUCUGAUUUGGAAUUUGGACUGUAAAAUUCAAAAAAUGGAGGAUUUUGAGAAGAAGGUGACAAUAUCGGAACCAGUUAGCAGCAGCAUGGAGGUUGAACAAGAACAAGAAAAGACGAAUAGUAACGCCUCUUCCCCCAAAUCAAUUGUGGACUUGCUCCGUAAAUUCCUUGCCGUGCAGCAACGCCGAGCCCACGCUUAUGCCCGUCUUAAACGGGGAUUUGAAGACUACAUGGCUUCAGGAGGUGAAUCGGCUUAUCAGCAACUUUGCAGUGAAAUAACAGUUGAAUUUAAUGAUUGUUCGAAGCAGGUUGUUGAAAUAGAGUCUCUAUUUCUGAGUCCUGAUUGCUGCAGAGACGAUCUAGCUCACUUGCUCAGAUCAGUUCAAACACGAGAAAAGGAUAAAUUGCAGUUGACUGCUACUAUUCAAGUGUUGAAAAAGGCUGGCCGUCCCUCUGAACGUUUGGUAAGCCAUGAAAACUGCAGAUUCAGGCCUUCUACAGGACAUGAAUGUGUUCAUAUCCAGAAUAUAACAGAAGCUUCUGGAACUGAAGAGGCAGAAGCUGAUGCACAAUAUGAUAAAGAUCUCAAGGAAGCCAUUAAAGGUGUGCAAGAAGCUGUCAUUGCCAUAAAUGAAUACCUCGAAGAAGUCAGGUACGAAAUUGCAGCUCUUGAAGCUGAAUGACUUCACAUUUUUUAGUUAGUUCCAAUGAACGGGUUGGCGUUUCAAAAACUUCUAGACUUUUGAGUACCAAUAUAUUGCUUCCUGAAAUAUUGUUCGCUAAGAUGCCAUCGGAUUAGUAAUAUGCAUGGUGAGAUAAAAAUUUAAACCGAUGCUUCCUCGUCCGAUGGGAUCUUAGAUGCUCAAAUUCAUUAAAAAGGAUGGGAUUUCUAUUGCCAGGGGGACAAUAUUGAUGGGUUGAAAGUAUAUUAGAAUAGAGUUAUUCUACAAUUUAUCCUUUUUCUAAGUUUUGUAAGUAAAAUUGGCAAAGAUAAUUGGUGCGCUUUAAACAUUAGUUUUGUAUUUGAAACUAUCAAGUCAUUGGUGACUACAAGGGAGAGUGAUUCUCUGUCUCUACUUUAUAAAUUGCUCUUGCCCAGUUGAAAUUU